UUGUGAAGGUAGCAACGAUGGCGGAAGCGAAAGGGAAAAAUUUCACGGCGCUGCCGGAGGAUGCUAUCAAACAUUUAAGAAUCACUUCUAUUUGGACUUUCCUGUUUUCCAUUGAGUGGAGUGAACCAUGGCUUAUUGGACUGUUAAUUGGACAUAUUCUUUGUCUGUUUGUAACUUUGGUGACAUUUCGAUUUUACAGACUUCAAAUAUUGCAUUUUCUUAUUUUAGUUGGCUUGGUGUAUAGUGCAGAAUAUAUCAAUGAAUUUGCAGCAAUGAAUUGGAGGUCAUUUUCGAAAUAUCAAUACUUUGAUUCAAAUGGAAUGUUUAUUUCACUGAUUUUCUCAGUACCUCUUUUGUUAAAUACAGUGGCAAUAGUGACUGUAUGGGUCUACCGGACAUUUACAGCUAUGACAGACUUGAAGGCUCUGCAAAUAAAAAGGAAAGCAAGCAAGCAAAAAAAGGAGAAUUAGGAUAAUUUGAAACAGAUGGCAAAUUGCUCAGUGAACAUGAAAAAAGAUAUGGACAGUUACUGUAUAAAACUGAAAAAACUCUAUUCAAGAGUUUCAGCUUAUUUUGUGCAAUUCAUAGACUCUGUACCAAUUGGACACUGAAGUCACAAGAAUGUAAAAUACAGGAUGAAUUAUAUUUUAGAACUUUUAUUGACUUGUAUUCUGAGUUGGUUUCACCUGAUAAUGACAUUUGUACAGUAUUCAAACAAUAUUAAAUUC
Polypterus senegalus (gray bichir) is the source of this 728-nucleotide messenger RNA. RefSeq names its product transmembrane protein 18 (gene tmem18). Gene Ontology annotation, cellular component: nuclear membrane. The record is from RefSeq and is a predicted model, not a curated record. The transcript has 5 exons. Bases 18 to 470 code for a protein of 150 amino acids. Lineage: Eukaryota; Metazoa; Chordata; Cladistia; Polypteriformes; Polypteridae.